This is a messenger RNA of Arabis nemorensis, 576 nucleotides long. NCBI's taxonomy places the organism in Eukaryota, Viridiplantae, Streptophyta, Magnoliopsida, Brassicales, Brassicaceae. The record is from the annotation of a GenBank genome assembly.
AUGUUUCAGGCUCCCGGCACGGCGACUCCAGCGUCGCCCGAUCUACUUCGUCCACCGGCGGUGUUCCCUUGCUCGUGGAUGCGACCACUUACCUUGCCUCUCCGAUGCACAAAGACCUUCGCAUUGCCCGAUCUCAAAGGAGGCAAAGGAAUGAGUGGGUUCCAUGAAGUUGAGCUCAAAGUUCGCGAUUAUGAAUUGGAUCAGUUUGGUGUUGUCAACAAUGCUGUUUACGCUAACUACUGCCAACACGGUCGACACGAGUUUCUAGAGAGUAUCGGUAUCAACUGCGAUCAAGUAGCCCGUUCUGGUGAAGCCUUAGCACUUUCUGAGUUAACUAUGAAGUUCCUCGCACCUUUACGUAGCGGAGACAAGUUUGUGGUGAAAGCGAGGAUAUCGGGGACAUCUGCUGCGCGUAUUUACUUUGAACAUUUCAUCUUUAAACUUCCAAAUCAAGAGGCUAUUUUGGAAGCACAAGGAACAGCUGUGUGGCUUGACAACAAGUACCGUCCUGUGCGUAUCCCAUCUCACAUACGCUCUAAAUUUGUUCUAUUCCAACGACAAGACGACACCGUUUGA